GCGCUGUGUAAACAAACACACACUGGGCAUGCGUCACUGUAAUAAUGGAGGACUGUCUUUUCUAGCCGGACUGAUGUUGUCCGUAUUGCAACUCUGUUACCUGUAAUCGGAGAGCAAACAACUCCCCUUCAUUUCAGCGUGUAGUUGAGGUCACAAUAACACUCCCAAGAUGACCACAGACACGCCAGCCCAAAGUGUGGGCUGCAGGGUGAUGACAUUCACCCCCUCCAAAGAGGAGUUCAAGGACUUUGGACGUUACAUUGCCUUUAUGGAGUCACAAGGAGCGCACAGAGCUGGGAUGGCAAAAGUUAUUCCUCCUAAAGGCUGGAAACCCAGAAAGACUUAUGAUGAUAUCGAUGACCUGGUGAUUCCCGCUCCCAUCCAGCAGGUGGUUACCGGCCAGUCAGGACUAUUCACACAGUACAACAUCCAAAAGAAGCCCAUGACUGUCCAUGAUUUCCGCAAGACCUCCAACAUGGACAAAUUCUGCAGCCCACGAUACGUGGAUUUUGACGAGCUGGAGAGGAAGUUUUGGAAGAACCUGACCUUUAACCCUCCACUUUACGGUGCUGAUGUCAGUGGAACGCUAUAUGAUCCAGAUGUGACUGAAUGGAACAUUGGUCGUCUCAACACGAUCCUGGACAUUGUGGAGAAUGAGAGUGGCAUCAAGAUCAAGGGUGUCAACACGCCCUACCUGUACUUUGGGAUGUGGAAGAGCGCCUUUGCGUGGCACACAGAAGACAUGGAUCUAUAUAGCAUCAACUACCUGCACUUUGGAGAGCCAAAGUCCUGGUACGUCGUCCCACCAGAGCAAGGGAAACGUCUGGAAAGGCUCGCCAAGGGUUUCUUUCCAGGUAACGUCCAGGGCUGUGAAGCCUUCCUGCGCCACAAGAUGACUUUAAUUUCACCAUUCAUCCUGAAAAAAUAUGGCAUACCAUUUGAAAAGGUCACUCAGGAGGCCGGGCAGUUCAUCGUGACGUUCCCGUUUGGUUAUCACGCUGGUUUCAACCACGGCUUCAACUGCGCCGAGUCAACUAAUUUUGCCACUCAACGAUGGAUCGAUUACGGCAAACAAGCAACGCUGUGUUCAUGCCGGCAGGACAUGGUGAAGAUCUCCAUGGACGUAUUUGUACGCAAGUUUCAACCUGAACGUUACAAGCUGUGGAAGGCAGGGAAAGACAACGCUCCCAUCGACCACUCCAAGCCCACGCCGGAGGCCGCCGAGUUUCUGAAAGAAGACAAAAAGAUCGGACCUUCAAAGGAGAGUCCUGCUGAGGUGCCAUCCGAGGAGCCCAACACUGCUGUCCAGGAGGACAAAAGUCCAGAGCCUCACACUGGGACUAAACGUCAGCUUGAAGCUGUCAAAGCCUCUGAAGAUGUCAAACCUGAGCUGCCAGUGGUGGAGGUGGAGCCAAAGGAGGCGGAGGUGGAGCCAAAGGAGGCGGAGGUGGAGCCAAAGGAGGCGGAGGUGGAGCCAAAGGAGGCGGAGGUGGAGCCAAAGGAGGUGGGGGUGGAGCCAGAGGAGGCGGGGGUGGAGCCAAAGAAGGCCAAGCUGUCACGUAAGGAGUCUCCAACUAAAGUGACCAGCAAGGCAGAAAAAGACACAGUGAAAGUCAAGGAGGUGAAGAAGGAGAAAGGGACCAAACCCCAGCCUAAAGCUCAGUCCAAAGCCAAUGCCAAGAAAACUUCAAACAGACGAAGUCCGCUGAAAAAAGAGAAGAACUGCGUGGUGGCUAUGGAGGUCUUUCCUCCCGAGCCCACUGAGAACCAGGCGGUUUCUCUGGGCGCUGAGGAGACCGCUGGAAGCGAGGAGCCUCCGUUGGACAACAGCUGCAGCAAAGUGUUUCAGAGGACGCUGAGUCCCGCAGACGUCCUGCACGUCCACAGCUACGCCAAAGGAGACUACGGCGACGGAGAAGUGCUGUCCAGAGAGGAGAAGAUGAGUGAGGAGAGCGACCAUGAAACCGAGGAGGACAACUGUCAUGUUGGCAAAGCAGUGAGUGGACAUGUAUUUAACAUUCAGGUGGCAAAAGCGAUGGCAGGACUUCGAGACUUUGAGACUGACCUUGGGCAGCUUCCAGGACACCAUCCACUCAUAAAAGACGGCAUGAGUGAUGAAGAGACUCCAGAAGAGCCGCCCCCAGUGGAGGCAGGGGGUGUGGAGGGUGAGGGCUGGGCCAAGCCUCUGGCUCACCUGUGGCAAAGCAGGCCACCCAACCUGAAGAAAGAGAGGGAGUACAACCAGCGAAUAGGCUCCAAGCCUCCAUACUGCUCCAUCUGUUUGCUCUUCCACACGUACCACCAGACUGAGUGUGCGAACAGCAUCGACGCGCACGUGGUGGUGGCCGGGGAGCGGAUGCGAACCAAACCUCUGAUUCCUGAGAUGUGUUUCACCACCACCACAGAGGACGACGCUGAGUGUGAAGAGCAACCGGUCACUCCUCGUCUGGAAGAAGAUGGAACCAGUCUCCUCAUCAGCUGCUCACAGUGCAGCGUGAGAGUUCAUGCAUCCUGUUACGGUGUCGAUCCAGCCAGUGUGAACAAGGAGUGGAAGUGUGCACGCUGCAAGGCCAACGCCAUGACUGAGAAUUGCUGCCUGUGUUCAUUGAGGGGCGGAGCUUUGCAGAAAGCCAACAAUAACAAGUGGGUACACGUGCUGUGUGCGGUUGCUGUGCUGGAGGCACGCUUUGUCAACAUCACAGAAAGAAGUCCUGUGGACUUGAGUGGGAUCCCACUGCAGAGAUUCAAACUGAAAUGUUACUACUGUAAGAAGCGGAUGAAGAAGGCGUCCGGCUGUUGCGUGCAGUGCUCUCACGGGCGCUGCCCCACCGCCUAUCACCCCACCUGUGCGCAGGCCGCCGGGGUGCUGAUGCAGCCAGAUGAAUGGCCGUUUGUGGUACACGUUACCUGCUGUCGACACAAAGGUCCCGCUCAGAUUGAGCGCAAUAAGGCAGCCAUGCACGAGCUGACCGUGGGACAGAAGGUCAUAUGCAAGCACAAGAAUGGGCGCUACUACCAGUGUGACGUGGUGCAGCUGUCCAAAGAGACGUUCUACGAGGUCAACUUUGACGAUGGUUCUUUUAGCGAUAACCUUUUCCCCGAGGACAUCGUGAACCGAGACUGCGCUCAGCUUGGACCACCGCCGCAGGGUGAGGUGGUUCAGGUGAGAUGGACGGACGGCCUGGUGUACGGGGCCAAGUUUGUGGCAGCUCACGUCAUUCAAAUGUACCUGGUGGAAUUUGAGGAUGGAUCACAACUAACAGCCAAGAGAGACGAUGUCUACAGUCUGGAUGAAGAACUCCCCAAGAGAGUUAAAACCAGACUGUCGAAAGCAUCGGACAUGAGGUUCGACGGGAUCUUCGAGGAGAAGGAAAUCAUUCAGGAGUCAAAGAGACAGAGAGUAAUCAACUCCCGUUACAGGGGGGACUACAUCGAGCCUGUGAUCUACAGAGCCAUCAUGGAGUAACGGCCACUUCCUGUCUGCCCACCCACUCACCAGCAGCACUGACAGACUGAACUGUGCUCACUGUACCUUAACUUAGCAGCUAGCCGCAGAGACAGUGUAGCUCCAGAUGACUUCCUUCAGGACCCGCUUUGGACUGUUCUCUUUUUUUCCUCUCCUGUCUGUAAGUCGAGGAAACUGCAGUAUUGUUUCAUUCAGUUUUUUCCACACAAGUCCACAGACGGGCUGAAUCCACGCAGCACGCAUCAGAAGGAAGCAAUACAAGAAAAAGCAUUACAUCAGUCAAGUAGCAUUUUGACACAAAGAUGUCCAUUUAAAAAAAUGAGGUUUCUGCUCUAAACAUUUCAGUCUCCUUAGUGUUGAUCUAAGCUUAAAGCAAACUCAGCUUUAUUUCAUUUUGUCCUUUACCAUUAGUGCCUGUGAUACACUGAGCCCGGCAAGUAACAGGUCAGCAACUUUUUAUACGCUCGGAUUUACAGUUUCUGACCGUCUGAGUUCGUUACAACGACCAGCAUUGUCCAAAAUGUUCACUCUUAGAUUUCACUUGAUGAUUUAUUACCCUACACUCGACUGUUGUAGCACAGGAACAAACACGCCUGACUGCACAUCCUGUGUUUGCCACUGGUCCAGUUCUCUUCUCUACAGUAGAGAAAAACCAAAACGCUCAACUGUUCCAACAGUUGGACUUACUGAAGGGGCUGGUGCUGUAUGUGCACGCCAAGAUUUCCUUCACAGAAAGAUUUCCCCAGUUACUGGUUCUUAAAUAUGUGGUAGCGUCACUGAAGCCAGGGCCACAGCAGUAAGGCAGGCAGCUUCUGAGGGGGAGGCUGAGCACUUCCUGCUCACACUGAGAACGAGCAUCACAGACAUACUUCUCGUCUUAAAGGUCAUUUAUGGAGAUGUUUAACAUUAAGUGCAGAAAUCUUCCAUUUUUGCUGACAGCAGCAGCUUCUUUGAGGGUUUUGUGUUUAGAGUUGAAACUAUUGCAAAGCGAUUGUAUUUUCAGAGUCAGCUGACGGCUCACACCUGCUGUUAGCUGCAGCCGUGGAAACGCCGAGACAUCAAACAUCUUAACGCUUACAGUUAAUUAUUUAAGGAGUCGGAUCGAAGAGCUGAAUUCACUUUUUUCUUCUCAAAAGAUCAGUUGGUUAACUGAUUGAGCUUUUAAAAACUUUACCCCUGAAACUUGCCGGGUUUCAAACUUUGAGGAGGUUAGACUGAAAUACUGCCAUGCUAAUCUAAUUGAACACAACUUGCUUGCACGCAGCAGCGCCACAGUGUUACAGAAUGAACGGCACCCCUACUUCACUAAAAGUGGAUCAACUUCAUAAGAAUGUGCAAAUUUGCCACAAAGCAUCAGACUUCCAGCUUGUGAGGCUCAUGUACUACCACAGAUUGUGGUCAGAGGAAACCAUUUGUUUUGAAAGAUGCAGGAGUGACGUUGAAGAGUCGGCACAGUUCCCAACCUUAGAAGGUUCUUCAAGCUGUCCUGAUGGUAUUUUUAAAGGUUUAGAGAAACUGUUGAUCUGUGACGUCUGUGACAGAAGCCUGAACGAGGCAAAUGUUCACUUUAACAAGCAGGUGAUCAGACCUCGCUGACCGCCAGAUUUCUUACUCGGGGCGACAUUGUUGCAUAAUGUAAUUCAUCACUCGAGCUAAACUAGCCAAUCGGUUGAUCUUCUUCCAUUUGGCAUCCACAGAUGUAAAUGAUUUGCAGAGUUGGAGAAUUAAAUUUCCCAAUGAUGACAUUUGGAAAAAUCCCCAACCCCACCCCCCUUUAACCCAAUAGAAACAGGAGUCUAUUAAGCCACAGUGCAGGUUACACAGUUACUCUCACUGGCAAACCUUCCAGCACAUCUGGACUGGUGUUCAGUCCAACGACACUCUGAUCUUGUUACAAGGAGAUUAUUUUAAACAGCAACCUCAGUGUUUAUCUGUAGUGCAGCUGGAACGAGUUUCUGUACCGAGACUUCAUCAGUACUUAAAAACAAAACUUUGCCUUAAAUCUGUCAAUAAGCUGUAUUUCUACUCUGAUCAGACGACUCCUAAUCUGACGGGUUUUAGACACAGUGAGCAUUUUUAUGGCGUUUCGAGUUCAGUAACAGCAGUAAACUAAAUCUUUUCCACUACAAGUACUUGGGGACAAAUAAAUAACACAUCAGUGAAGUCUGUUGAUUCUCCAAAGAGCCUCUUCCUGUGGGUGGACUUUGGUUUCAUUGGACUGCAGCUGGUAGUCCUCGUUCAGCUCUAACAUCCUCAGUCAGCUUGAUGUAGUGGCACAUGAACCAGUACACCUACUGGUUCUGGUGUCCCUUCAGCUUGCAGCUGCAGUCCAACAGCAAAGCUGGAGUCUGUCAGCAGGGUGACAUCCUCUGUGGAGGAGCAGCGCACUGAUAUUUGGUACAACAAGGACCUGUGAAGGCGUCAGGAAGGGAAAACAAGAUGAACCGUAGCAGCUGAGCUUCUUAUAAUAAGGGCGAGAGGACGUCCCAGUACAGGUGGCAAGAAAAUAAAUUCAAUGCUUAAAUUUGUCAAUAAAUAUACUUGAGCAACACGACCACGUAAAGUUUGUAUGUGGAAAAGACUAAUAUGUGUAAUAUUUCAGAGGAUUUUACUUUGAUGCUGUUUGAAAGAAUCUCCCUGUAACUUUUCCCAGCAUUCCCGGCUGCAGGAUACAGAAACUGAAAUGUGUCUUUGGGAGCGGUGCCAUCUAACUCACUGAAAUUGCCUCCUUGUCAUUAACUGCAUUCCUUCACAUUUAGCAGAACUGAAAUUCGCUUUUUCAUCUUUUUACCUGCCUAUUUAUUAAAGGUGCUUUGAGAAAGCAGCCUCUGCGUUAAUAAGAGUCUGCAGUGACCCUGCAGCCGUCGAGGUUGCCGAUGUAUGUUCUAUUUUUUCUACACUAUAGAGAUGAAUUUUAAAGAGUCCGUUUGGAUUUUUAAUGCGCUUUUUUUUCCUCUCUCUCCUACUGAAAACUGUGCUUUGCACUUUUAUUUAAAUUUGCGAGGACAUUUGAACAGCUGUGUGCUAAAUUUGUUAAUGUUUAAGAAUGUUAAUUGUACAUUUAUAAGAUGUCUUAUGGAUUGUGUGCUCCCCUCCUCCUCCUGGCCGAGCCUCGGGCGUCACAGAGUCCGUCUCCAUCAGGCCGGUGCAGAAUGAAUUUACUUUAUUCAGAAACUAUCAAAAGAGUUUUACGAGAGCGAGUGGGGACGGGAAUUUCUUUCAAUUCUAUUUUGUUGUUGUUUUGUAAAAGCUGUUCUGUGUAAAUGUCAUUUUAAGAUGUUACCUGUCGACACAGGAGAGACCGGUCCACUCUCGUCGUCUCCUCUUGAAGGAAAAUAUGAAAAUACUUCCAGAUUAUCAUUGAAACAUUUUGUAAAAAGUCAUGUGUUCGUUUCAGUAAAGAAAUCUGCUUAAG
Pundamilia nyererei is the source of this 6881-nucleotide messenger RNA. RefSeq names its product lysine (K)-specific demethylase 4A, genome duplicate a (gene kdm4aa). Gene Ontology annotation, cellular component: nucleus; chromatin. Gene Ontology annotation, molecular function: histone H3K36 demethylase activity; histone H3K9 demethylase activity. Gene Ontology annotation, biological process: regulation of gene expression; chromatin remodeling. Lineage: Eukaryota; Metazoa; Chordata; Actinopteri; Cichliformes; Cichlidae. The record is from RefSeq and is a predicted model, not a curated record. The transcript is spliced from 22 exons. Bases 170 to 3466 code for a protein of 1098 amino acids.